This is a messenger RNA of Capsella rubella, 537 nucleotides long. Its product is annotated as zinc finger CCCH domain-containing protein 15 homolog. NCBI's taxonomy places the organism in Eukaryota, Viridiplantae, Streptophyta, Magnoliopsida, Brassicales, Brassicaceae. The coding region runs from base 52 to 273 and encodes 73 amino acids. The record is from RefSeq and is a predicted model, not a curated record. The transcript has 3 exons.
GAAAUUAAAAUUUGUGCGUUGUUGAGAGAGAGACGAACGAUAAAGCAAACGAUGGGAGCAGAUAAUGGAGAAGAAACGCCAAAAACUAGGCAGAUCUCAAUCUCUAGAGAUCAAUUCCUCGCCUGGAAACGCCAAAAGGAUGCUGAGUUAUUAGCUAAACAAGCUGAAGCAGCAAGGAAACGUGAAGAGGACAUAGCUUCAGGCCGUGUCCAAAUGAAUGGCCGUGAGCUUUUCGUGCAUGAGCCUUGGGUUUUCGAUGAAACUCACCAUUGAUUCUCUCUUCUUCAUAUUGGUACAGAGACCCAUUCGAUCAAUAAUAUAAGUGAUUCAGACAUUACCAAUGACAUUUUCCAAUUCUGUUUCUCUUUUGUUAAUGUAGUACUACUCUAUGUUCCCCACUUUUUUCGUUUAUGUGUUAAUCAGAAAAUUAGUCCUCAUUGUGACUUAAUCGUUGGCUCUGUUUAUUGGGAAUUUGGUGGUUGUUACACAUACUCACAUCCCUUGAUGUUUGAUUAUAUAUACAUUAUCUUGGAUUUA